Messenger RNA from Egretta garzetta (little egret), 4415 nucleotides. RefSeq names its product transmembrane protein 184C (gene TMEM184C). Lineage: Eukaryota; Metazoa; Chordata; Aves; Pelecaniformes; Ardeidae. The coding region runs from base 1104 to 2276 and encodes 390 amino acids. Gene Ontology annotation, biological process: transport. Gene Ontology annotation, molecular function: transporter activity. The record is from RefSeq and is a predicted model, not a curated record. The transcript has 9 exons.
UUUCUUCCUUAUAUCCAGUCUAAACCUACCCUGGUUUAGUUUAAAGCCAUUACCCCUUGUCCUGUCACACGUGAAUUGUCCAAUUGAACACAAAUGUGUAUUGUCCAAUUGAAUACAGGCUUGUUCCACUGGAGGUGAGCGUUUACAUGGUAUAAUUCUAAGCAUUUAAUGACAGUAAAAAUCUGUCUUGAGUAUACUUUAAAUUUCGGAUUUUUAAACCCUCUUCUGAUGCCUUCGUAUGUUCAGCAUACUGGAUGUUUAUAGCGAAUGGAUGGUAUCUGAAGUUUCAAAAUCGUUAAAUCUGAUACUGGUAGAGAAACUACUCAGGAGUGAUCUUUGGACUAGAAAGCAACAGAAGGUGUUGACGUACAGUAGGGGAUCAGAGAAGAAAUUCUCAACAAAAAAUCCUGAGAAGACUACUGUGUUUCUCAGGUUUUGGUACUUAGGAUUAUUAAUAUAGUUAUUUUUCAGAGAGCUUUGGUUUAAAGUCAUAGCCCUGUGUUUCAGCAGACUAUGUAUUUUUAUAAAUAUACAUGCAUAUCGAUUUCAGAUUGUUAAAUGAAACUAGUUGAAAUCGGUUACUAUUGGAACUUGAUUUUAAAGCUAGAAAUACUUUAAAUCCACAAGUUUUCAAAACUUUAUAAUGAGGCACUGAACUGAGGCAAGUUCCAGACUUAAAGCAAGGAAUCUGUUGUGGCUUUCGGUAAACUAAAUAGUGAGCAUUGGUAUGUUUUUGUAGAACGUUUUGUGUUUAUUGAUGAUGGUUUUGUUUGGUUCUGCAAAAUUUCUCGUAUUUUUCUUCUGAGUUUUUAAGUUUUACUCUAAGCCACAUCAACAGGUUGCAAGGGAGGUUUUGAGAUUUUUUUGUAUUUGAAAAGGAGAGUCAGAAGAACUAAACUUAAUAUUAACUUUAUUCACAGUAAAACAUCUUAAAACUUUAUUCACAGUAAAAAAAAAAAAAAAAGGAAGAUAAAUUAGUUAUUUUGUUAUACUAAUAAAACUUCAAAGUAUUAAUACUGAAACUUUGAUCCUGCAUUCUUCUUUUUCUUUGCAAGGUUGGCAUUCACACCAAGGCAUGGUUUAUCGCUGGGAUAUUUCUACUAAUGACUAUACCAAUAUCUCUCUGGGGAAUACUACAACACUUAGUCCAUUAUACUCAACCUGAAUUACAGAAACCAAUAAUAAGGAUUCUAUGGAUGGUGCCGAUUUACAGUUUAGACAGUUGGAUAGCUUUGAAAUACCCCAACAUUGCAAUAUAUGUGGAUACAUGUCGAGAAUGCUAUGAAGCUUAUGUCAUCUAUAAUUUUAUGGUUUUUCUUUCAAAUUAUCUAACCAACCGGUAUCCAAACCUCGUAUUAAUAAUAGAAGCAAAAGAUCAGCAGAGACAUCUGCCGCCUCUAUGUUGUUGUCCAUCGUGGGCUAUGGGAGAAGUUUUAUUAUUUAGAUGUAAACUGGGUGUUUUGCAGUACACUGUUGUCAGACCAUUUACCACUAUUAUUGCUUUAAUCUGUGAACUAGUGGGAGUGUAUGAUGAAGGGAACUUCAGCUUCAACAAUGCUUGGACUUACUUGGUUAUACUUAACAACAUGUCGCAGCUAUUUGCCAUGUAUUGUCUGGUGCUGUUUUAUAAAGUACUACGUGAAGAACUGAACCCUAUCCAACCUGUUGGCAAGUUCCUUUGUGUGAAGAUGGUAGUUUUCGUUUCUUUCUGGCAAGCUGUGCUUAUUGCAUUGUUGGUGAAAGUUGGCGUUAUUUCUGAGAAACAUACCUGGGAGUGGCAAAGUGUGGAAGCUGUGGCUACAGGCCUACAGGAUUUUAUUAUUUGUGUUGAGAUGUUCCUGGCUGCUAUUGCGCAUCACUACAGUUUUUCCUAUAAACCUUAUGUUCAAGAGGCUGAAGAAGGGUCAUGCUUCGACUCUUUCCUUGCAAUGUGGGAUAUUUCUGAUAUAAGGGCAGAUAUAUCGGAACAGGUUCGGAAUGUUGGCAGGACAGUUUUGGGCCAGCCAAGGAAAAUGUUUUUUGCUGAGGAUCAUGAACAAAACGAGCACACAAGUUUAUUGUCUUCAUCUACUCAAGACCCAAUUUCUGAUGCUUCUUCAAUGCCAUCUUCACCCAUGGGUCAUUAUCAGGGGUUUGGACACACUGUGACGCCUCUCACAACACCAACGACAGCCCCUGCAGUUGAUGGUAUUUAUAACACUUCUGCUAUUCGAGACGCUGAGGAGUCACCCGAACUAGAGCACAAUUUAUCAGAAAAAGCUUUGCAUAAAAGUUAAGACUCACCUUUGCUUUGAGUGUGUCAAGGAGUCUGUUAGAUACUUGCCACACAUGUUCUAGUAAGAUGUACCAUUAGCGAUGGAAGUUGAAGAGCUUGGGAAAGCUACUGCGCAGGCAGGAAGAGGAUAUGGCUGUAACUGACAUCUCGGUUCUGAAUCUAUCAUGGAUGUGAGUAUCUGUGAGUAUCCCAUGAAUAUAAAACACGCACACUGUAAAGGUUUCUGCAUAAACUUAAUCAACUCCUUGAACUGCUAAACACUUACAUAUCAUGUCAAAAUUACACUGACUUUUAUUAAUACAAAAGAAACAUUUUAAAAAAAUACUCUGCGCUCUAAAGAUCAAGUGUAAAUACUACUAGCGUUGGGAAAACUUAAUUUCAAGAAUGUAAUUUAAGGAGGGUGAUGACAAAAAGUGUUUAUAUCAGCUUUGCUUGUCUUCUUAUAAGUUCCAUACCCCAGUGCUGAAUGGAGUGUGGACGAAAUGGUAACUUCUGUACAGACGCCAUCUUCUUCCCUUUCCUGCGUAGCUAUAUAAAACCCCUUGUGAAGAUAAUUAUUACAGAGCAUCAGUAAGGAAUCUAUACAAAGAAAGCAUUCCCUACAUCCCUCACCAUAAGAUUCCAUGCCCGGAACAUAUGGUUGGUGUAUCUGUUGUCCUCGUAGCUUAUAAUUUAUAAAUCUUAUAUAUACAGAAGAGACAGACAGGAUGAUAGGUUUUGGAUUAAUACCUUACACUUGACUUCUUUUUUCCUAUCCUUCUGAAAUAAGAAUAAUGGUUACUACCUUACAGUACACAGAGGGGUGGAAUAAAGGUUGUCAAAAAGGAAAAGUAGGAAACAAAACAGAUUUCUUUAUUUUGGGCUGCAGUAAAUUCUUUAACACUUAAGUUUUUUUUAAGCUGUUAAAGCAGGAUAUCUUGACAGUGUGUCUGUAGUAAUUUGUAUUCAUAAAUUUGUGCGUGUGUGAUUAUUGUAUUAUGCUUCUAGUAUAGCCUCGCUUCAAAUGUAAUAGUUGAUUUAUUUUUUUUUUCCCCCUACCACCCCGGAAAAGACCUUUGCUAAGGUAGAACUGAGUAGCUAGUCUAAUACUGGAGUUACUAGCAUUAGAUUUCAGACCAAGAAGUACACUUUUAUCAAAAUGUCAUUUUGCAAAAACUGACAAAAUCAGUGGGAUAUUUUUUUUAUCCCAUUACCAGAUUUUUACUGCUAUUGCAUGUUUGCAAUCUGACAAAAAACCAAACCAAAACCUAGAGCACUGACCUUUGAAGUGACAUCUGAAAUUUCUUUUUCAGCAUUGUUAGCAUUUACAGGAUAUGUUUUAACUUCUGGCUGUCACAGUAAAUUCAUCUUAAGUGCUUUUUUUCGCAGUACUAGUGUGAUGUAAAUAUUGCGCCUUACUCACUAGGCUGCAUAUUUUAUAGUUGGCUAUGUACUUGCUGUAUCUGAAGUUAGUGGGAAAGUGCAAAUCAUAAUUUUCAAUUUGCCAAGUCAUUGCCUUUGUUGUAAAUAAGCAAUUAAAGAUUUUAUUUAAACUGUUCACCUUUCAAUUUGAUUUACUGCUACAGUAAUCAAAGAGUGUGAAUGACACAUGAAUACAACUGUCCUCUUCAAGGAAGAAGGGGAUGUUAACUGUAGUUAGUAAGAGAGUUUGUGCUUUUAGUAGUUUAAAGCUUGUACCAAAAAGGGAAUUCUUGUUUGAGCUUUUGAAGAAUCAGAAUCUGGUUAUUUAUGGUUGAUUCCAGGUAUCUCUUUAUGCAUGUAAUAGCCAUGUUCUAAAAGAAAACAACUUGUAAAAGCUUACAACACCUGGGGACUUCAGUGCCCACUGUAGCCACUAUUAGAAAUAAUCUGAUUUCCUGCAUGUAUACAGGUAGAAAGGGGCACUGGUAGAAAUAGCAUCUGAAGGAUCAGAGCUGCUGGAAGCUAAAUAGCUACUGUGUUCUAGCUUUUCAAAAACCUCACACUGAUGAAUUUUUUUUAUACUUGAAAUUAUGUCUGUCUGGUAUAAAACUUAGGUAAGGUACGGAGAAGGGACUUUGAUAGGAAAACAGUUAAGUGUCCUGGUUGCCACCUUUCACAGCAUUUCUGGAAAGCUACUGAGUGAGUUAUUUCAUUAUUACUCAGUUAUUGCAUGUGCACG